CUCUCUUUCUUUCUCUCUCUACUGUGUCUUUUCUGUUCUCCUCUUUGGUUCGUCUGCUUAAAUUUGGGCAUUGCCUGCCACAAAUUUCUCCCCCUCUCUCUCUCUCUCUCUCAUCUGCCUGCCUUAAAUUUUCCAUCUUUUGGCCUCCAUUUCGUUCUUCUUGUUCUGGUUUCAUCUGGGUCUCGGGCUGGUUCAGGAGCUGAUGAGAAAAUGAAGCCAUGACGUGAACGGGUCUGGUCCUCUCGUCGUGGCUUCGAACUCUCGACGGCUUUUCUUGACCCUUUUGCCUUCCCGAUUCCUCCUCCGCGGACAGCUGGUGUUUGAUUUCUGAAAAUCUCCGUGUUGGUGAAGAUCCUUGGAUUUUUGGAGGAUCUUGAUUUCAAAAUUCGAUCUUGAUAAACGGGUUUCGACUGUUUUUGGUGGAAACACCUUUCCGGGUCAGAGCUUCUGGGUAUUGAGAGGCUCAUUCAGGCGAUGGAUUCCGCGAAAACAGCUGAUUCUGGAGGAGCGAGAACACCAGAGAUGCCGAGUUCAAAGAUUAAGGGCUCCGGGAAUUUGAGCAGCAAGGACAUGUUUUUGAGGGCUGACAAGUUCGAUCUGAGGAGUCUGGACAUUCAAUUGGAGAAGCAUCUGAGCAGGGUCUGGUCAAGAAGCGUCAUGGAGAACCAGAGGCCUAAAGAAGAGUGGGAGAUUGAUUUGUCCAAAUUGAAUAUCAGAUAUGUUGUGGCUCAGGGUACUUAUGGCACUGUGUACAGGGGCACGUAUGAUGAUAAAGAUGUUGCAGUGAAGUUGUUGGACUGGGGCGAGGAUGGUCUUAACACAGCAGCUGAAACUGCUGCCUUGCGGGCAUCGUUUCAGCAAGAGGUUGCUGUUUGGCACAAGCUUGACCAUGCUAAUGUGACAAAAUUUGUUGGAGCUUCUAUGGGAACUGCGAAUCUUAAAAUCCCCGCAAAGACCGGUUCUGGUGAAGCUUCUGAAUCUCAUCCAACUAGAGCAUGUUGUGUUGUUGUGGAGUAUCUACAAGGAGGGACUCUAAAACAAUACCUGAUACGGAACAGCCGCAAGAAACUUCCCUUCAAGGAUGUCAUCCAGCUGGCUUUAGAUCUCUCAAGAGGUUUGAACUAUCUUCAUUCAAAGAAGAUCGUGCAUCGAGAUGUUAAGACAGAAAACAUGUUACUAGAUUCGAGAAGGAAUCUGAAAAUCGCUGAUUUUGGAGUUGCACGUGUCGAAGCUCAAAAUCCAGGAGAUAUGACCGGUGAAACUGGCACCCUUGGUUAUAUGGCUCCUGAGGUUCUUGAUGGCAAGCCAUAUAAUCGAAGUUGUGAUGUCUACAGCUUCGGCAUAUGUUUAUGGGAAAUUUACUGUUGUGAUAUGCCAUAUCCGAAUCUAAGUUUUGCCGAUGUCUCAUCUGCAGUGGUUUUGCAGAACUUGCGACCUGAAAUUCCUCGAUGCUGCCCUGGCGCUCUGGCAAACAUCAUGCGCAGAUGUUGGGAUGCAAACCCAGACAAACGUCUGGAAAUGGAUGAGGUGGUCCAUUUGUUGGAGGCCAUCGACACCAGCAAAGGCGGAGGGAUGAUUCCCGAAGAUCAGGCUCGCAGCGGUUGCUUCUGUUUCCGUCCAGUUCGUGGUCCUUGAUUUUUUUCCCCCCUUCAAUUUCAGAAAAUUGAAGAAGGUGGAGUUGUGAAAGAUGCCAUUCUCUUUUUUGUGUUGAUUAGGUGAUUACUACAUUAACUAUUUGUAGUUCAGUUGAAUUAGGUCGAAAGGGGAUUGAUCAGUAGUGCUUUUAGAGAGCUAAAACUGGUUUAAGUUUUAUUGCUCUUUCCUAUUUAGGUUAUUUAAUGGAGUGAAUCAUUCUUCUAGUCCCGUGGAAAAUGCUUUCUUCUUGCUUAGAUUCUAAGCUAAACAACAGGGUUAUUCUUGUUCA
Molecule: messenger RNA, 1924 nt
Organism: Eucalyptus grandis
Lineage: Eukaryota; Viridiplantae; Streptophyta; Magnoliopsida; Myrtales; Myrtaceae
Product: serine/threonine-protein kinase STY13
Exons: 7
Coding region: 475-1635 (386 amino acids)
Biological process (GO): protein phosphorylation
Cellular component (GO): plasma membrane
Molecular function (GO): protein kinase activity; ATP binding
Source: RefSeq, a predicted model, not a curated record